Molecule: messenger RNA, 1443 nt
Organism: Penicillium antarcticum
Lineage: Eukaryota; Fungi; Ascomycota; Eurotiomycetes; Eurotiales; Aspergillaceae
Exons: 5
Coding region: 1-1443 (480 amino acids)
Biological process (GO): transmembrane transport
Molecular function (GO): transmembrane transporter activity
Source: RefSeq, a predicted model, not a curated record
AUGGAAUUGAAGUCGUCGGAUGGCUAUCGAGAUCCUCUCACUCUCUCGCCGAUCCGAAAAAUACAUAUCGUCCUCGCGGGAAUUCUGUUUAUCUUCAAUAGUGCCUUUGGAUCAUCACUCCCCUCAGGCGCCCAUGAUGCAAUCGCAGACUAUUUCAACAUCGCCCACGACGAUACAAAGCUGGUUCUUCUGAACUCUUUAUACCUUGUGGGAUUUGCUAUUGGUCCACUAAUAUUCGGACCUCUCAGCGAACAUGUCGGCCGUAGGCCCGUUCUAAUCGGUACAUUCAGUGGAUAUAUCAUCUUCACCAUGGCCUGCGCAUUAUCACCAAACUUCCCUGCUUUGCUCGUUUUUCGUCUUCUAUGUGGCUUGAACGCCGCUUCUCCCAAUGCUGUGCUUGGAGGGUUGUAUGCUGAUAUCUUGGAUAACCCGCAAACUCGCGGUAUUGCCAUGGCGCUUUUCAUGGUUGUCACUGGCUUUGGUCCUCAGCUUGCACCGCUUGUGUCUGGGUUUAUCUCCACCGUAUCAUGGCGCUGGACCUUUUGGGUUGGACUUGCUGCCGCUGCUGUAGGAUAUCCCUUUGUUCUCUUCAUCCCAGAGACCUAUGUGCCUGUUUUGAAACAGCGACAUGCACGACGGUUGGCUAAGGCGGGAAAACAAGAAGCGAAUGGUGAAACAAUCAUUCCGCCUCAGGGCCCGGGCCAUCGCGGGGAUGGUGUCUUGUCCAUCUUCAUGAGACCAUUUGUGAUGACUGCCAAGGAGCCGGUUCUUCUAUUUGCUUCACUUUUCAUGGGCUUCACAUAUGCGAUGUUCUAUCUGUACUUCCAAGCUUAUCCGCUCAUCUUCCAAAAUCUAUAUGGGUUAUCACCGGGUGUAGCAGGGCUCGCAUUCUUACCCAUCAGUGUUGGAGCCUUGGUUGCCUUUGCGCUCUUCUUGCUCUAUGGCUCAUAUCAUAGCAAGGCUAUGAAAGAGGGCAAGCCCUGGGCCAUGCUUGAAGAGUAUCGCCGUCUGCCGCUUGCCGCAUUGGGUGCACCUUUACUUCCGAUCGCUCUCUUUUGGUUGGGAUGGUCCUCCAAAUUGUCCAUCCACCCCAUCGUCCCCAUGAUGUCCGGUCUCUUCUUCGGCAUCGGGUACAUUCUGAUCUUCAUGGCCAUGAUCAACUAUCUCACUGAUGCCUACAAGCAGUACUCUGCAUCAGCGCAGGCUGCUGCUAGUACGCUACGAUCCUGCCUUGCCGUCUGUCUGCCGCUGGCUACGAACCCGAUGUACGGCACGUUGGGGAUCAAUUGGGCGAGCUCACUCUUGGCAUUUAUUGCUAUUCUGCUUGCUAUGAUUCCAUUCGUGUUUAUCAGGUAUGGACAAUGGAUCCGAAGCCGAAGUCCAUUCUCUCAGCAGGUGAUGAAGGGGGAGUUGACUGAGAGACCAGCGGACACGGUAGUUUAA